Molecule: messenger RNA, 989 nt
Organism: Aspergillus steynii IBT 23096
Lineage: Eukaryota; Fungi; Ascomycota; Eurotiomycetes; Eurotiales; Aspergillaceae
Product: DASH complex subunit DAD3 family protein
Exons: 2
Coding region: 218-670 (150 amino acids)
Biological process (GO): attachment of spindle microtubules to kinetochore
Cellular component (GO): DASH complex; mitotic spindle
Source: RefSeq, a predicted model, not a curated record
GGGUAAGGUACCUAGUUAUGGGAUUUAUCAACAAAACAAGAGCCGUGAACGAACCUCCGACGGAGACGCCGCAACCCAAACAAACCGAACUUCCACCACAACCACCACCACCUCAGAUCUCUACCUUCCAAAACAACUCACCUCACCCCAUCCCUCCGACGAAAAGAUCAAUCGCAUUACCUCCUUCAUCCAACCUACCCAAACCCACCAAUCCACCAUGUCCACCCCCCUCGACGACGACCCCGCCACCACCACGCCGCGGGACUCCUCCGUGUCUGAAAACCCGCUCCUGCGCGCGUCGAACCCCCUCGUCUCCGAUCUCGAGCAAGAAGUUCUCGACGAAUACACAAGGCUCCUAGGAAAUGUCAAUAAGCUCUCCGACAAACUGUCCGACCUCUCAGGGGACCCGUCCUCGCUGACUCUCGACGGGCUGCGCCAUCUCGAACGCAAGACCGCGACCGUGUGCACGCUGCUCAAGGCCAGCGUCUACAGCAUCGUGCUGCAGCAGCAGAUCUUCAAUGAGAGUGAGGAGCAGCAACAGCAACAGCAGCAGCAGGAGCAGGGUCAGGGAGGGGCGUAUGAUGGAGACGGGGAUGUUGAUAUGGGGUAUGAGGAUCAGUAUCAGGGGAUGAUGUAUGAGGGGGAUAGUUUUGAGGGGAGGUAUACUUGAUUUCGUUUUUUUGGGGUUUGGGUAGAGGUGUUAUGGGUUCUUUUUCUUUGUGGUUUUUGUUUUAAAUGUGAUGUAUGUGGCUAUGCCUAUGAUACCCGGUUGGAGUUGAGAAUACCACGUCUGGCUGGCCCUAUUCCUAUUCCUAUUCAAUGAUGCAUAAUAUGACAAGGGAACUUUGCAAAUACAAAUACAUAUGGGAAAAAGAAAACCAAAAUUAUAUACACAGCUCUAACGCAAAAGACAUGAUUCGCACAUGUCGCUGAACUGUGCCUUCGUAGUCAUACAGUCAGUCAGUCGAUUCUGUGCGUGAGGAUGACCG